UAGCAGCUCGGCAACAAGAUGGCGACGCCGGAAAGAUCACCGGUAGGAUUCAUCCUCAGAGAUGGAAGAGAGGACCGGCGGCGUAGCAGAGCUGCAUAAGCUCUUGAACACAAAGAAACAACUAAGAAUCAAGGCCCCUUAAGGACAAAGCCAUCGAUUCAUGUAUUAUUCAGGGCUUGUUAGGAACUUUGUUUUAACGCUGAGUAAACGCCACGUGUCCUCCUCCUCCGGCCUCGGUUGUGGCUCCACCAUGUUAGUAACCCCACUCCCAUCACAGUUCAACCAGAGCAUGUUCAACAAUGUCGUUGCCUCCAACAAGCUCAUCGCCAAUUACCUUCGAUUGGGUGACAUGGAUUCUGCUCUCCAAGUGUUUGAUAAAAUGACAGUGAAGAGCACCGUUACUUGGAACUCUAUCCUUGCUGGCUACGCCAAGAAUCUUGGGAAUUUUGAAGUUGUACGCCAAGUUUUUGAUAAAAUUCCUGAACCGAAUAGUGUGUCUUAUAAUAUCAUGCUGGCGUGUUAUUUGAACAAUUUUGGCAUCCACAGAGCCCGUGCUUACUUUGAUGUAAUGCCUGUGAAGGAUACGGCGUCUUGGAACACGAUGAUCUCAGGUUAUGCUCAGAUUGGAUUGAUGGGCGAGGCGCGCAUGAUGUUCUUGGCAAUGCCAGAGAAAAAUACUGUCUCAUAG
This is a messenger RNA of Arachis duranensis, 688 nucleotides long. RefSeq names its product pentatricopeptide repeat-containing protein At4g16835, mitochondrial-like. The coding region runs from base 161 to 688 and encodes 175 amino acids. The transcript is spliced from 2 exons. Gene Ontology annotation, biological process: RNA modification. The record is from RefSeq and is a predicted model, not a curated record. Gene Ontology annotation, molecular function: RNA binding; protein binding. NCBI's taxonomy places the organism in Eukaryota, Viridiplantae, Streptophyta, Magnoliopsida, Fabales, Fabaceae.